CUAGGCUUAGGCUGGGAGUUUGACAGUCAGCCGUUCCGCUCUGUGGACAACGAGUUCCAUUGUUAGAGCGGGGAUACAAGCAUCUCGUCAUUGUAUCUAGUAUCUCUGGUACCGUAAUUCAAAGAAAAGAGCGCACAACUUUUUAUUUUGCAACACCAUUUGCGCUAUGACGCUAACCAAUAACAUACUUUCUCUACAGUGUAAACGGAAGGAAACAAUGACGAAGAACAAUUUCCACCUUGGCGUUUUUAUUGUUAUUAUUUUGACGUUUAUUAACAACAAGUGAAUUUAAAAUAUUAGUAAUUUAACUGCACAGCAUCACAUAUUUACCCCAUGUAGUCUUUAAUUCUCGUUGGAGACAGGACUUGGUUGAUAGACGUUAUCUAGGUAACGCUAGCUAACUAACAAUGGCUAACUGUAUGGUGUUUCACACUCAAAUAGUCUCCAUCAUGGAGGUGCUAGCGAAUUCAGCCGUGGCAGAGAUCAGUAAACUCGUAGACGAUGACUAUGCAGUGUUUCGUUUGGAAAUAACUCAAAGCCAGAAAGAAAACAGGGCAUUACGGAGGAAACUACAGCUACUGGAACUGAAGGCAGCACGGGAGCGCGCAGAGAGGACAAUGCGAGAGCGAUACAGAGGAAUGGCAAGAGGUGAAGGGCUUCUCACUGGAGGCAACAGGAACAUUGUAAAGCCAGCGGGACACAAUGGGUGGAGAAAUGACCAACCCAUAGCUAUAGAUGAGGGGAGUGAACCCUCAACCCAGCAUGCUAUUGUGAUAGAGUCUGUAGAUGCAGAGGCUGCAGGUCCUGGGGUCAAGCAGGAGAGUACUGAAGGAGAGGAGGACCCACAACACAGCAGAGACAUCCAGACUGGAGCAGCGGCUGGAGUGGCGCCCCCUGUAGCCUCAGAGGACCUGGCCACCGCUCUGAAUGUCAAUCUCAAGUCAGAGACAGACACUGAUACUUUAAAUGUAACACACCGGCUCUUACACACAGGGUCUGACCACAGAUCAGACCCAGAGGGGCUGGGUAGACUGGGCUGUCCUCCUGCUCCUGGCUCAGAUUACUUACCGGUAUUUCAUCAGAGCCAGAGGACGGUUCAUUCCCUUGGAGAUGGUGACGUGCUAGACACUGGGGUUGAUGAUCUCUCCUGUUCUUAUGAUACAGAGAUGGACCCUGGCAACAUGUCCUUAGGUUUAGAGACACAGACUGAUCUGUCUAGAGAAGACUGGAACCGGUACAGUUGUAGUGUAUAUUCUGAAAGGUGUCUAGAUAGGAAAGGGGAGGUUAUUGUGGUAGAUGAGGUGACUGUGAAAGUGGAGGGCGAUGCUCCUCCUGCACAGAAUGCAGAUAGUCACCUAGGAGAUAGACACUCACAGAGCAGAGAUUUCUUAGAUUACAGGGGAAGCUUGGAGACAAAUCUAAACGUCACAACAAAUUCUCCUUUACAUGCUUUCAAGGAUCGCGACCCAGUGUCCACGUCGAUGGGGCCUUCCGGUUCACACCAUUUCGAUCAGGUAUUGAACUCAAACAACAGGGCUGGAGCCCAGGUUCAGGGAGGGAGAGCCACAUCAGGCAAUGGUAAAGAGAAACGGUUCCUCUGCAUGUUCUGUAACAAAGGCUUCAGGUGCCUCCAGAAGGUGGAGAUCCACCAGAGGGUCCACACAGGGGAGAACCCCUUCAGUUGUACCCAGUGUGAGAAGAGAUUCUCCCGCCAGGACCACCUGAAGAGGCACCAGAUGGUCCACACAGGGGAGAAACCCUUCAGCUGCCCCCAGUGUGAGAAGAGGUUCUCCCGCCAAGACCAGCUGAAGAUGCACCUGAAGGUCCACACGGGAGAGAGGCCAUUCUCCUGUACGCAUUGUGGGAAGAGGUUUUCAGAGAGGAGCUACCUCAGGACACACCAGCAGAAAAUGCACACGGCCCUUGUAUAGAGUAUGGUGACAUGUAAUCAGGAUGAAAGUAAGGUGGUCCUGGUGGUGUCCCGGCAAAAUAUAUAGUGGGGGUACGCCGUACCGGUAAAACAUGAGCCAAUCACAAUAAUGCAAGCAAAAUGUCAAGAAAACUGUAGGCUAUUACACCAUUAUUUUUCAUUAAGCUACCGCAUAGCUGAGACAUGAACAAUUUGCGAAUGGACUUGAAAACCAGUGGUAUAACUUCUCCAAAAUUCGACGUGGUUCGACGGGAACACUGACAUUUUUCCAAGGCAGUGAUGAAUGGCUGACAGAGACACGUGGACAGCAGUGGAUGUAUAAAUUCUGGCCCAAUGAAAAAUCGUCAAAAUGUCAUUAGACUUUGUGGUGUUUUGUGUGACAGACGUCUCUUUCCGUUUCCAUGUUUGGGGGCUGGAAAUACAGUGCAUUCAGAAAGUAUUCAUAGCCCUUGACUUAUUCCACAUUUUGUCAUGUUACAGCCUGAAUUCAAACGGUAUUCAAUAUAUUUUUUUCUCUCAUCCAUCUAAACAUGUUUUUAGAAAUGUUAGCAAAUUUCUUAAAUUAAAUACAGUUAUCUAAUUUACAUAUGUAUUCACAAUCCUGAGUCAAUACAUGUUGGAAUCACCUUUGACAGUGUUUACAGCUGUGAUGUCUUUCUGGCUAAGUCUCUUAAGAGGAUUGCACACCUGGAUUGUCCAAUAUUUGCACAUGAUUUUUUCAAUUUUUCAAGCUCUGUCAAGUUGGUUGUUGAUCAUUGCUAGACAGCCAUUUAAGUCUUGCCAUAGAUUUUCAAGCUGCUUUAAGUCAAAACAUUUAACGUCAUCUUGGUAAGCGACUCCAGUGUAUAUUUGGCCUUGUUUUAGGUUAUUGUCCUGCUGAAAGGUGAAUUAAUUUCCCAAUGUCUGGUGGAAAGCAUACUGAACCAGGUUUUCCUCUAGGGUUGUGCCUGUGCUUAUCUCCAUUCCGUUAACUUUUUAUCCUGAAAACCCCCACAUUCCUUAACGAUUACAAGCAUGCCUAUAACAUGAUGCAGCCACCACUAUGCUUGAAAAUAUGGAGAGUGGUACUCAGUAAUGUGUUGAAUUGGAUUUGCCCCAAACAUACACUUUUUUUGCCCUGAAUACAGUGUUAUUGCUUUGCCACAUUUUUUACAGUAUUACUUUAGUGCCAUGUUGCAAACGGGAUGCAUGUAUUGGAAUAUUGUUAUUCUGUAGAGGCUUCCUUAUUUGAACUCUGUCAAUUAGGAUAGUAUUGUGAAGUAACUCUAAUUUUCUUGAGCCAUCCUCAGUUUUCUCCUCUCACAGCCAUUAAACUCUAACUAUUUUUAAGUCACUACUGACAUCAUGGUGAAAUCCCUGAGCGAUUUCCUUCCUCUCAGGCAACUGAGUUAGGAAGGAUGCCUGUAUCUUUGUUGUUACUGGAUGUAUUGAUACACCAUCCAAAGUGUAAUAACUUCACCAUGCCCAAAGAGAUAUUUCAUGUCUGCUUUAAAAAUAUAUAUAUUGAAAUACCUAUAGGUGGCCUUCUGUGCGAGGCAUCGGAAAACCUCCCUGGUCUUUGUAUUUGAAAUUCACUGUUCGACUGAUGGACAUUACAGAUAAUUGCAUGUGUGGGGUACAGAGAUUAAGUCAUUAAAUAAAAAAUAAAAAACAUUAAUGCUGAACUUAUUUAGACUUACCAUAACAAAGGGGUUGAAUACUUAAUGACUAAAGACAUUUCAGCUUUUCAUUUUUAAUUCAUUAGUAAAAUAAUUCCAAAAAUGUAAUUCCACUUUGACAUUAUGGGGUUUUGUGUGUAGGCCAGUGACAAAGGAAUUAAUCAUUUAAUGUAUUUUAAAUUCAGGCUAACACAAAAUGUGGAAAAAUUCAAGGGGUGUGAAUACUUUCUGAAGGCAAUCCUGACCCUGGACCCUAGAUAAGAUAGACUGGGCUAACACAGCAAACCUUUUAGGCCAAUAAUAUCCUGUUUUUAAAUGUGUUUUUUUGUUUGCUUUAUAAUCGUGAGAGAAAUUAGUUAUACAUAGAUAGCUAUCAAGGUUAGCAGUCUUUUCUCAAAAUGAACCUCAUUGUGCUUCUACAUCUGCAUUGUUUGGGGUUUUAGGCUGGGUUUCUGUAUAGCACUUUGACAUCUGCUUAUGUAAAAAGGGCUUUAUAAAUGCAUUUAUAAAUACCAGGCCUUUGGCAUGGUGCAGGAGCAGAUAGGGUCAAAGUAGUGGGUUAAUGAGUCUAGGGUUAGUUGGAAGGGUGUUUAUUUAUUUUAAAAUAUAUAUUUGUCUUCCAAUUUAAAAUGUUUUUUUUUUUAAUUAUCAGAAAGUAUAAUGGAUUUAUAUUAUAGUCCAGUUGGGGGAGGCAAUGCAACAUAUUGGAUGCCAACCGCCGUUAAACUCCGAAGAAGAAGUAAAGGGAAGUAAACAGUGAUCAAGAAAACGUCAGCGUUUUAGCAAAAAUAUUACUCAUUUAAUUGCACAGCAUCACAUACUUAUCCAAUGUAGUCUUUAAUUCGAUUUGGAGACAGGACUUGACUGAUAGCUAACGUUACCUAGAUAGCAUCUAACAAUGGCUAACGUGAACAGUAUGGUUUUCCACACUCAAAUAGCCUCCAUCAUGGAGGUGCUAGCGAAUGCAGCCGUGGCAGAGAUCUGUAAAGUCGUAGACGACGACUAUGAAGUGUUUCGUUUGGAAAUAACUCAAAGCCAGAAAGAAAACAGGACAUUGAGGAGGAAACUACAGCUUCUGGAAAUGAAAGUGUCACGGGAGCGCACAGAGAAGACUAUGCGAGAGCGCGUUCUCGCCAGUCCCAGAAGUGUUAAGAUCCUCGACCGAUACAGAGCAACGGCAAGAGGUGAAGGACAUUUCACUGGAGGCUACAGAAGCAUUGUGAAGCCAGCGGGACAUAAUACAUGGAGAGAUGACCAACCAAUCACUGUUGACGAAGGGAGUGGAACCUCAACCCAGCAUGUUAUCGUGAUCGAGUCUGCAGAUGCAGAGGCUGCAGGUCCUGGGGUCAAGCAGGAGAGGUCUGAAAGACAGGAGGACCCACGUCACUGCAGAGACAUCCAGACUGGAGCGCCCCCUGAAGCCACGGGGGACCUCGCUGCCGCCGCGCCCCAGCCCAGGACCCGACGCAGCAUCAUGGAGGAGGAGGAGGGUCCAGAGGUGCUGCUGGUGAAGGAGGAGGGGUGUGAGGAGGGUCUGGGGAACCCUGAGGAGGCCAUAGUCGUGGAUGACAACCAGACUACACCUCCUGAACCCACAGAGGAACCAGCUGAGCAGCACAGGACCACACACAGUCUCACUGAGUCAGUAGACAUGGACGAUGGGAAGCCUGAUCUGCUUCUAGUCAAAGAGGAGACAAUACAAGACGGACCAGAGAGCAUUCAUCUGCUGAGUGGACUAAAGAUGGGGGAGCAAGGUGGUUGGCUGGAGGCUAACAGAGACUGGACGGCCAUCUUGGAUUCCCAGACCCAGGCGGGUCCAGCCAAGGGUCCAGGGGACAACAUCACUGAGCCGGCCAGGACUAGAGGUGACAUAGUCAAGUCUGCAGUCCAUGAAGACCUGCUGAUAUCCUGUGUUACUGGCGGGAGAGACUGGACCUCUGAAGUGGCUGGUCACAAACCCUGGCAACAAAUCAGAACCCUGGAUCAGGAGCCGUCUCUCUUCCUUCCUGAAUCGGAACCAGGACCCAACCAAGAGGGACAGAGACUCCACCACCACACAGAACACAACCAAUGGACAGGUGGACUGAACAACCUCGGUCCUGGUGGUCAUCAGAGAGACCCAGGCUCCAUUCAGGGAUCCAGUCUGCAGCCCAGACCCUUCUCUUCACAGUCUCAGUGCAGGGAUGAUACAGGGCCUGGGGCUGAUAGAGAUAGACCCUCCUGUUCCUAUGAUACAAACACCACAGUAUCUAUGAUGAAUAGAGCAGGUCACCCUGGGCUUCAGCCUUCACAGGUAGUGGUGGGAGACCCCCCUGGUGGUAGUCGGUCUUCUCCUUCAGGGUCUCAUCUAAUGCCUGGUGGGGUCUGGGUUCAUAGAAGGCCUGGGCCUGAAUCUGGGUCUAGCCUUCCUCAGCUACCUCAUGGUUACCCCACAAAUACAAACAGGGUCAGGAUCGGUGUUCACAACGAGACGUACCUAGCCUAUAACACAGCACACAAUCCCAACAACACCCAAACAAUGGCUAGAGGUCAAGGAGGGAGUUCCAACACUAACCACCUGAGGGCAGUGGCUCCUGCUUCUACCUCCUCUAGUGUCAUUGGGUCACAACAUGGGAGGCCGAGCAUUAGGACGGACGCCGAUAAGCCGUUUGCCUGCCCCACGUGUGGGAAGCUCUUUGCUAAGACAAAAUAUAUGAAGCAGCACCAGACCGUUCACACCAAGGAGAGGCCCUUCAAGUGCAAACUAUGUUACAAGAGCUUCUCCUUCUUGAGUUACCUCAUCAGACAUAGGCGUGUCCACAACAGGGAGAAAUUGUAGCUAUUCUUUAGCUGAAAUAUUGUAGUUCUCAUUAAGUCUACUGGGGUCAGAGUUUUUGGGGGAUUACUAGGUCCUUUUAGUUAAUUGUCUGGGGAUGCUCACAUGAUACAGGCUUGUUGUUUGGUGUGCUGGCAUAGCCAAAAAAACCACUGAAAUUAGCCAAAAACUAAGUUUUCAUUCAUUUUUACAAUACCCAAAAUUUUGGGGACUUUGUACCUGUGGAACAUAGUGGAAACCCUUUAAAGCUCGGUCCUUGCCCUCCGGGGGUCCUUGCUAUCCAGAAUCCUUGGGAUGUUACACACAACAACCCCCCCGCCUCUGAAUUUGGUUUUGCCUUUUUUUUUCUAUUCAUAACAAAUGAUUUAUAACACCUUUAACACAUUUGGCAUAGUCAGGUUGCACCUGUUCCUUUAUGUGAUCAAAUCUGUUAAUAAAUGAGAAAUCAUUUCCUUUU
This is a messenger RNA of Oncorhynchus kisutch (coho salmon), 6860 nucleotides long. Its product is annotated as transcription factor Sp8-like. Gene Ontology annotation, biological process: regulation of gene expression. The transcript has 9 exons. Bases 4487 to 6406 code for a protein of 639 amino acids. The record is from RefSeq and is a predicted model, not a curated record. NCBI's taxonomy places the organism in Eukaryota, Metazoa, Chordata, Actinopteri, Salmoniformes, Salmonidae. Gene Ontology annotation, cellular component: nucleus.